This is a messenger RNA of Trichoderma aggressivum f. europaeum, 990 nucleotides long. RefSeq lists its product as uncharacterized. Lineage: Eukaryota; Fungi; Ascomycota; Sordariomycetes; Hypocreales; Hypocreaceae. The transcript is spliced from 2 exons. Bases 1 to 990 code for a protein of 329 amino acids. The record is from RefSeq and is a predicted model, not a curated record.
AUGUUUGGGAUCCUCGAGGCCGUUGCCGUGCCCCAUGCCGGCGUCUUCAGCACGUACGAGGAGCUGAUCAAGGACCUCAAUGGUCGAAUGGAGAAGGAGGGCUACAAGAUUGUCAAGGCGAGGUCGCACCGCUCACGGAUGGGAGGUGCCGAUAUCCCUGGCAAUGACAUUGUCCGCUGCGAUCUUGUCUGUGAUCGAGGUGGCCGCCCGUAUAAAUGCAUGGCAACCAAGCACAAGACCACCACCAAGAAGACGGAUUGCCCCUGGAAAGCCAAAGCUGUCAACCGCAAGAGCAUUGGCGGCUGGGUCUUGACCAUAUCCUGUGACCAGCAUAACCAUGCCCCUGGAACUCCAGAGCCACCAACGCCCACUGAGAUGAGCGAAGACGAGAAUGAACUUACUGAACUUCAAGAGAUCGAUGACGGCCCACGACCCGACACGCAGACAGCAACGGCUAUUCAGCUGGCUGGCGUCUCCGAAACGACACUUCGAUUGACCGGCGACACUUUCCACCAGCUCAAAUCCGACUAUCGUAAGAUGUCACAGCCAGACCGAUUAAACGCGCUGGCACAAUUUCAGAUGCAAAUUGCAGCCAUCUACGCCGUGCAAAACGAGGAUUGGCAGCGUCAGCGCAGGCAAGAAGCCCAAGACAAGAGGCAUUUGCUGGUGGAUAAAGGCCGCAGACAGCUGUCAGCCCAGAAGCAGCGUGCAAGGCGCCGUGGACGGCCGGAAGACCAAUCGCAGCAGCACCAGCACCAGCAAAACAUGGACCAACAGGCCGUUCAUCAUCAACUUCAGCAAGAAGCACAGAAUAGCCAUCUCCAGCCGUUGAUGCAGGAGUCGCAUUUUCAGCUGGCCCAGAAUCCCAAUCCCGUCCCCAUUCCUGGUGGGAUGGCGACAACCUCAGUCUUUCCCGUGUUCGGAGGCACGCCCGCGCCCAAGCGCAUUCGUGGCCACCGACCGCCAAUGGCGACGCAGCCAGACGUCUAG